AUGGUUCUCAUUGAGAAUCAAGAGUACCUCUGCGAAGAGGAGAAGCGUCUGAAGCAGGACCGAGAACGCACCGCCUACUGGAAGCGAUGGGGCCCCUACGUUGCCGAGAGGCAGUGGGCAACUGUCCGCGAAGAUUACUCCGCUGAUGGAGAUGCCUGGAGCCAUUUCACGCACGACAUGGCGCGGUCGCGCGCCUUUCGCUGGGGCGAGGACGGCAUUGCUGGUGUGUCUGAUACACACGGCUUCCAGAACAUUGCCUUCGCUUUCUGGAACGAGAAGGACGAAUUUCUAAAGGAGCGCCUUUUCGGUUUAUCCAACCCACAGGGUAACCACGGCGAGUCGCUCAAGGAGUGCCAUUUCCACCUGGACAACACGCCAACUCACUCGUACAUGAAAUUCCUGUACAAACUUCCUCAGCGGAAAUUCCCAUACGAAGAACUCAUCGAGACGAACGCGAAGCGAACGCGGUUGGACAAGGAGUACAACCUCGUUGACACAGGCAUCUUCGACGAUGACCGGUAUUGGGACAUUUUCAUCGAGACUGCGAAGGAAGCGGACGAUCCAGAGGAGAUGUGCUUCCGAGUGACAGCUUACAACCGUGGCCCAGAACCGGCGCCGCUGCACAUUGUACCUCACUGUUGGUUCAGGAAUACCUGGGCAUGGGGCCACGAGGACCCGAGUCUGAAACCCUCAAUCACCAAGAUUGGCCCAACAACGGCGCAGUCGAAACACCACAAGCUGGGUGACCGCUACUUCCAGCUCUCCCCGUCCCCUGGCACCGGCCCGAGCGGCGAAGACGUACAGCCCGAGCUUCUCUUCACCGAUAACGACACCAACUACAAGGGGCUGUGGAACGUGGAGAACAAGGUUCCAUAUGUCAAGGACGCUAUCCAUCGCCGCAUCGUGGACGAGCAGAAGGAUGCUGUCAAUCCUGAGAACACUGGUACCAAGUGCGGUGCUUGGUACGCGUUCGACGAAGGCGACGGUGUCCCACCUGGCGAGUGCGCUGUAGUCCGCUUCAGGCUCUCAAAGAGAAACGACGGAUUCCUUGACGAGGAGAUGUUUGACGACAUUAUAGAACAGCGUCGCGCCGAAGCCGACGAAUUUUACUACAGAAUCAGCCCUCUCCCAAUCGCUGACGAUUUGCGCAACAUCCAGCGUCAGGCAUUCUCCGGCAUGAUGUGGUGCAAGCAAUACUACCACUUCAUCUGGGACCAGUGGGCUAACGGCGACCCUGGCAUGCCUCCUCCACCACCCGGUCGCAAGGCUAUACGCAACAAGGAGUGGAAGCACAUGUACCUGGACGAUAUUUUGUCCAUGCCCGACUCUUGGGAAUACCCCUUCUUCGCCGCAUGGGACAGUGCUUUCCACUGUAUCACACUCGCCAUGAUCGACCCCGACUUCGCCAAGAAGCAGCUCGACCUUUUCACACGUGAGUGGUACAUGCACCCGAACGGGCAGCUACCGGCAUACGAAUGGAACUUUGGCGACGUGAACCCUCCGGUACAUGCCUGGUCGCUAUUCCGGGUCUUCAAGAUUGAGCGCAAGAUGUACGGACGUGAGGACUUUGAUUGCCUUGAGCGCGUAUUCCAGAAACUGUUGCUGAACUUUACGUGGUGGGUCAACCGAAAAGACGCUGACGGAAAGAACAUCUUCGAAGGUGGUUUCCUCGGUCUCGACAACAUUGGUCUCUUCAACCGUUCAGACCCAUUGCCGACCGGCGGUACCCUGGAGCAGGCCGACAGUACUGGCUGGAUGGGCUUCUACUGCCUGAACAUGCUGAACAUCUGCCUUGAGCUCGCCAAGCGACGACGCAUCUACGAAGACAUGGCCUCCAAGUUCUUCGAGCACUUUUUGAUGAUCAGCGACGCUAUGCAAUUCCGCAGCGACGGCGAGUCGAAGCCGCUGUGGAACGAGGAGGACGGGUUCUACUAUGAUGCCAUCUCUUGGGGUGGUCCAUGGAGCCAUCAGAUGCCCGUCCGUUCUCUGGUCGGUCUCAUUCCUCUGUACUCGACUAUGACGCUAGAGCCGGAGGUUAUCAACCGCCUGCCCAGCUUCAAGAAGCGAGUGGAAUGGUUCAUUGCUCACCGUCCCGAAACUUCGAAGCGCAACAUCCAUACGCUCUCCAAACGUGGUAAGGGCGACCGCUUGCUUCUGUCACUUGUCAACGAAGACCGACUGAAGCGGAUAAUGAAGAGAAUGUUGGACGAGGAUGAGUUCUUCGCCGACCACGGGAUCCGAUCGCUUUCGAAAUACCACAAGGAUCAUCCCUAUAGCAUGGACGUCAAUGGUCAGAAGUAUGAGGUAGCUUACCUUCCCGGUGACUCAGACAGCGGUCUCUUUGGUGGCAACAGCAACUGGCGAGGUCCCAUCUGGUUAGCCGUCAACUUCCUACUCAUCGAGUCUUGCCAGAGGUUCCAUCUCUACUAUGGCAACGAUCUCAAGGUUGAGUGCCCUACGGGGUCGGGUGACUACAUGCAUCUCGGCCACGUUGCAGAGGAGAUUCAACAUCGUCUUCAGCAUUUGUUUGCUCGCGGAGAUGACGGUAGAAGGGCCAUCAACGACGGCAACCAAAUGCUCGACUUUGACCCGAACUGGAAAGAUUACAUGUGGUACCACGAGUUCUUCGAUGGUGAUACCGGCCGUGGCUUGGGAGCGACGCAUCAGUGCGGCUGGACCGGUCUGAUUGCGAAGAUGAUUCACGACACUGGCAUGACGUGCCGUCUGCCACAAACGCCGCGCACACCUACAGGCGCUGCCGACCAUUACUUCGACGAUGUGUUCACCACGACAGGCAAACCAGCGAAGCGCCAGACACUCCGCCGAUCUUCUACUAGCCGUAGCAUAGGCUUCCGAAGUGACUGGGGAGAGACAUCAACCAACGGCGAAGAGGAGGACGCUACAAGCCCGAUCAAACGCAAGAACUCGGUCGGUGUACUGGACCAAGCCGCCCUUGACCAGAAGUCGGCAAUGGAGGAUCGUCUCCACCAUUACGUAGCUGGUCAACUUCAGCGCAUCAAGACCGGCAUGCAGGACUACGAACCGGAUGAGUUUGAGACCAUGACGGACGGUGGCUCCGACUCGAGGCCGCAGACGCAGAAUGGUCGUCGCAACGGACGUGGCCGUGACAAAGGCGACUAUUUUGAGCAAGACCCGUACUUCAGCAACAACCCGCGAACUCGCGCACCGUUCAAGCCGUCGAAGAAUCGAGGCACCAGCAGCUGGCAGCUGAAGCAGUAUGCCGAGGCCACACUCGGUAGCGGCAGUCUAAGGAAGGCUGUCAAGCUACCCGAAGGCGAGGACAAGGACGAGUGGCUUGCCGUCAAUGUCGUCGACUUCUACAACCAGAUCAACCUGCUCUAUGGCUCCAUCACAGAGUUCUGCUCGCCACAAAGCUGUCCUGAGAUGAAAGCGACCGACGAGUUUGAGUACCUCUGGCAAGAUUCCGAGAAUUACAAGAAGCCUACCAAGAUGCCCGCACCCGAAUACAUUGAACACCUCAUGGCAUGGAUACAGUCCAAUGUCGACAACGAGUCCAUGUUUCCCUCGCGCAUCGGCGUUCCCUUCCCCAAGACAUUUCCAGCGCUCAUCAGGAAUAUGUUCAAGCGUCUAUACCGCGUCUACGCACAUAUCUACUGCCACCACUACCCCGUCAUCAUCGAGUUGGGCCUGGAGCCUCAUCUCAACACCAGCUUCAAGCACUAUGUGCUGUUCAUAGACGAGCAUGGGCUGGCAAGUGGGAGCAAGGACUUCUGGGGACCGUUGGGUGAUUUGGUGGAGAGCAUGCUGAGAAGUGAUUGA
This is a messenger RNA of Alternaria triticimaculans, 3801 nucleotides long. RefSeq lists its product as uncharacterized. The record is from RefSeq and is a predicted model, not a curated record. Gene Ontology annotation, molecular function: Glc3Man9GlcNAc2 oligosaccharide glucosidase activity. The coding region runs from base 1 to 3801 and encodes 1266 amino acids. Gene Ontology annotation, cellular component: endoplasmic reticulum membrane. The transcript is spliced from 10 exons. Gene Ontology annotation, biological process: protein N-linked glycosylation; oligosaccharide metabolic process. NCBI's taxonomy places the organism in Eukaryota, Fungi, Ascomycota, Dothideomycetes, Pleosporales, Pleosporaceae.